AUGCGCCUAAUCGCCCUCGAACCCGGUGGCUGGAUCGAGCAAGUAGAAUUUGACGUGCGACUUUCUAGCGAUGACGGUACUCUAAAAAAAGAACACCAGCUAUGGGAGUGGGGGCCUAUGUUUAUUAGAUGCGCCGAGCGAGCUGGACGGUCGCUCAACAUCCAUAAAACGAUGCGCAGUGCAAUUGAGAAGACCGGAUUCGUGGAACUGCACGAGGAAAAGUACAAGAUCCCCUUAGGACCUUGGCCUAAGGAUAUGUUACUAAAGGAGGUCGGACACCUCCAGGAUGCCCACUAG
Messenger RNA from Penicillium canescens, 297 nucleotides. RefSeq lists its product as uncharacterized. Lineage: Eukaryota; Fungi; Ascomycota; Eurotiomycetes; Eurotiales; Aspergillaceae. The record is from RefSeq and is a predicted model, not a curated record. The transcript has 2 exons. The coding region runs from base 1 to 297 and encodes 98 amino acids.